GUCACUUAUGUUAUUUGCUAUUUAUAAUGCCUCCACUUACAGGAAGGAGAGUUACUAACACACGGAUAUUUGUGUACACGGAUGUGUCAGAGUUCAUAGGGUCAGAGUUCAUGUACUACACAUACAUGGUUACCGGAAAUUUGUUUGAAAGAAAUUUCCCGAUACGCACAUACAUAGUCUUUUAAUAGUCUUAAAAUAGAAAAAUAACACAGCACUUUAAGUCUCCUAGUGACAUCUUAUUUAACGUAACAUUCACUUUUCUUGUUUCAUUCUGCUAUUAUUAUCCAGUCGAUUGGAGAAACGGUUUCCUAAACAAAAUUACGUGGGGUUGUCGGCUGAGGAAAGCCGUAUGCCUUACCUCCUACACAAUUCCAUCAGAGUGAUUGUCAAAGCUGGGUCAGCUGAAAACAAAUGCUGUGAGAUCUACUGGAGAAGAUCUGUUAUCGGGACGCUUAUCUGCUGGACCAAAGAUAAGAGUCCAGAUAAAAGGACGGGGACCAGUAGCCCCAAAGUCGUGUUUCCCCUUGUUGUAUCGACUACGGCUACAGGAAGAAUGUGCUCACAACUUGUGUUAAUGUUGUUUGUUGGACACUUCUACACGGCGGUUCUGGCUCAGAGUCUGCGUAAGUUGGACAAAUAAACUGUUUAAUUAGAAAUGGCCUGUCAAAAUACUAUAGUGGUACUAGAUAUGGCCAGUUAAAAUACUAUGGAAAUACUAUCAAUGGCCAGUCAAAAUAAUAUAGAUAUUCUAGAAAUGGCCAUGCAAAAUACCAUAGUUAUACUAGAAAUGGCCUGUCCAAAUACUAUAGUUCCGUUUUUCCUAAAGUGGGCAAUUUGAUUAUUUAUUGGGGAAAUUUGAAAAUGAGCUGUCAAGAAUUUGAAAACCAACCGUCUACUAUGAUUCAUCUGGUAUUUUGAAAAAAGGGCAACAUUAACGUCUCUAUUUACUGCUCAUACUGCAACUGUCGAUCAUACUCUUGAGGCUAGUUAUGAAAUUUCCUUACUCAUCGCCAAAUCUGGGAAAAUUCGUAAUAUAGGAGAGAAUUUAAUCCAACCAUCAAUAUCAGCAUUUCUUAAAACGGUUCUGGAAAAAGAUGACAAAGGCGUGAAAGCUAGGCCACUCAGUAACAAUACUGUUAGCAGAAGACUAGACGAAGUUGUUAGCAGAAGACUAGACGAAGUGAGUGAAGAUAUGAAAUGCAGCUUGUUGGAAAGCUGAAAACAAGAAAAUUCUCAGUGCAAAUGGAUGAAUCAACUUUGAAAGCCUGUGAGGCUGUAUUGAUAACUUUCGUAAGAUGACCUGAUACAAAGGAGAUUUUGCUCAAGAAAAGCUGUUCUGUCAAUCAUUAGGAAGCGCCAGUACGGCCAAAGAUAGAGAGAAUAUAAUAAGCUAAAAAUUACUUAGAUAUCAAUAAUAUACCAAUGAAAAAUAUAACAUCGUGUGCUGAAUAUGGUUCUCAUAGUAUGAUGAGAAAGAAAAAUAUGCUUAAAAUGGAUGAAAGAUGAGAAUCCAGCAAUGCUACUCGUGCAUUGUGUUAUUCAUAGGGAAAACUUGGUGGCUUUCCAAAGAGAAUUAGUCGUAAAGAUUUAUGGAAAUAUUUGAUUCUUGCGAUUUUUUAAAUGACAAGCCUGUUAUGUAUAUGUUAACAGUUGGUGGUAAAACAUUUGUGAGUUAUUUGGCCGAUAUCUUUGAAAAACAAAAUAUAUUAAAUAACCAACUUCAAGGAACAAAUAAAUUUCUUGUCGAUGCAAAAGCGAAUAUAUUUGGUUUCAUUACAUUUAUUGAAUUACAUCAGAAAACUAUUGACAACACAAAUUUUGUAAAGUUUCAUUGGCUCCACAAAUGUGAAGUGACUCAUACCGCUAUACUUGGUAGUGUCGAUCAUCUGAAAUUUCUAUCGGAUAAUUUAAAAGAAAGAUUUUCUGAUUUGAAACUAAUUGAUUUUCCAACUUGGAUGAUACAGACAAUGUGCGUGGAUUUUUCUGAUAUUUCAAACAUCCAUUUUUAGGAAGAACUCGCAGAAAUGCCAAAUGACGAGUCAGUUAAAACUUUAUUUAAUAUAAAAGGAGCGAUGGCUUGGCUUUGUGAGGGGGAAAAAAUCAAAUCUCCGAAUUCAACCAAAUGUGCAAGAAAACUAUUGCUACCGUUUCUCUCUUCAUAUUUAGCGGAAUGUGGAUUUAAUGGCAUAAAUUAUUUGUUGAACAAACACACAAAAAAGAAGGGAAAAAAAUAUAAGAAAUCGUCUGGAUUUAAUACAACGGGGAGACUUGAGACUAAAGUAAACUAAUUUGGAGCCUAACAUAAAUGUAAUCUCUUCGCAGCAAGCAUCAAGCACAAACAUCUCCCUAUUUUUAAAUAAUAAAUUAUUACUAAUAAUUAAAAUAAUAUAGAAACAAUUUCAUUAAAAUGAUUUCGUGCUUGAAUUUGAGUUCUCUAUUAAAUGUUUUAAAAACUUACUUACUAUGUUUCCUGACCAAUUUCCUCUGGAUUUCUUCCUAAUACCUAUCAUUUAAGUUUCUUCAGUGAACAACCAUAUUUUUGAAUGUUAAAAAUUAUUUAUAUGAUACAUGGGGGGAGAUAAUUUUUUUAGAAAGGCCUAGGUGGGGCAUGGCAAAAAAAAAAGGUUGGGAAACACUGGUAUAGUUAUUCUAGAAAUCGCCAGUCAAUAUUCUAUAGUCGAACUAGAAAUGGCCAGUCAAAAUAAUAUAGUUUAAACCAGAAAUGGUAAGUCAAUAUACUAUAUUUACACUAAAAAUGACUAGUCAAAAUAAUAUAGAAAUGGCCAGUUAAAAUGCUAUAGUUAUUCUAGAAAUGGCCUGUUACAACGCUAUAGUUAUUCUAGAAAUGGCCACUUAAAAUGCUAUCCAUGUUCUGUUUUGCAGCUGUGUUGAAGGUUGACAAGACUAAGAUAUCCACUUCCGGUAUUUCGUCCGGUGCAGUAAUGGCUGUGCAAUAUCAUGUGGCUUUCUCUUCCGAGAUCAUGGGCGUCGGUGCCAUCGCUGGAGGUAGGUACAGUAGGUACAAUAGGUACAGUAGAUACGGUAGGUACAUUAGGUACAGUAGGGCAGUAGGUACAGUAGGUACAAUAGGUACAGUAGGUAAAGUAGGUACAAUAGGUACAGUAGGUACAGUAGGUACAAUAGGUACAGUAGGUACAAUAGGUACAGUAGGUACGGUAGGUACAAUAGGUAUAGUAGGCAUAAUAGGUACGGUAGGUACAAUAGGUACAGUAGGUACGGUAGGUACAAGAGAUACAGUAGGUACAAUAGGUACGGUAGGUACAAUAGGUACAGUAGGUACAAUAGGUACGGUAGGUACCAUAGGUACAGUAGGUACGGUAGGUACAAGAGAUACAGUAGGUACAAUAGGUACGGUAGGUACAAUAGGUACAGUAGGUACAGUAGGUACAAUAGGUACAGCAGGUAAAGUAGGUACGGUAGGUACAAUAGGUACAGUAGGUACGGUAGGUACAGUAGAUACGGUAGGUACAUUAGGUACAGUAGGGCAGUAGGUACAGUAGGUACAAUAGGUACAGUAGGUAAAGUAGGUACAAUAGGUACAGUAGGUACAGUAGGUACAAUAGGUACAGUAGGUACGGUAGGUACAAUAGGUAUAGUAGGCAUAAUAGGUACGGUAGGUACAAUAGGUACAGUAGGUACGGUAGGUACAAGAUAUACAGUAGGUACAAUAGGUACGGUAGGUACAAUAGGUACAGUAGGUACAGUAGGUACAAUAGGUACGGUAGGUACCAUAGGUACAGUAGGUACGGUAGGUACAAGAGAUACAGUAGGUACAAUAGGUACGGUAGGUACAAUAGGUACAGUAGGUGCAGUAGGUACAGUUGGUACAGUAAGUAGCCUACACUGGUGGUAACAUUUUCUUAUUGCAGCCUGCUCUAGUGGCACCCUGCUCUUGUAUUUAACUUAGAAUCAAAACUUAGACCUGUUAUGAAACUGACUUUGUCAAGCUAUGUCAAAUGUUCCAUUUUGUGUGGAUCCUCCCCCUUACCGGUGAGGGUGCCGCCGAUGCGAUCUGCACACCCCUAUUGUCACUUCUGCUUAUGUUUAAAACAACCAAAUGUAUUUAUUUUCAAAAUGUCAAGUUAGCAGGCGAUUAUUAGUUCCUGCUUUUUGCAACAAACAUCCUUGAGGUACUAGUAUUUUGCAACAAACAUUCUUUAGGUACUUUAUGUUAAAUAUGGUUGCUACAUUUAAACUAAACGAUUGUUGCUACAUCUAGAUCUACACGUAAUAUUAUUGCUACAUCUAUGUUUAAAAUUAUUUCUACAUCUAUGUUUAACAUUGUCGCUACAUCUAUGUUUAACAUUGUCGCUACAUCUAUGUUUAAAAUUGUCGCUACAUCUAUGUUUAAAAUUGUCCCUACAUCUAUGUUUAAAACAAAGAUAUGUUUACUCUUUCAUUUGAUUCUCCCCUACCCUCUCACUUCCCUACCCCCACAGUGCCGUUCCUGUGCGCUCCGUCUGCGGCCUGUAUGACGACACCUGGCCUGCUGGCAGCCGUUGAGUUUCAAACCUUGACCGCCUCCGCUCGUCUCUUCCUCAACAUCGACUCGACCACCAACAUGAAACAUGAUAAAAUCUGGAUCUUUGCUGGCACACAUGACACAGUUGUCAACCCAGGUAGGUGGCCUCAGGUCUUGGUAAUAUAGGUAGGUGGCCUCAGGUCUUGGUAAUGUAGGUAGUUGGCCCCAGGUAUUGGUAAUAUAGGUAGUUGGCCCCAGGUAUUGGUAAUAUAGGUAGUUGGCCCCAGGUAUUUGUAAUAUAGGUUUUUAGCCCCAGGUAUUGGCAGUAUAGACGGUGACCUCAGAUAUUUGUGGUAAGGGUAGGUGGCCUCAGGUGUUGGUAAUACGGGUAGGCUUAGUAAGCUAUUACUAGCAUAGAUCGGUUGGGCAAGGUAUUGCUAGCAUAGGUAGCUUAUGAUGGAUUAUUUCAAUGUGUCCCCAGCCGCCGGACCGCUAUUGAAGAACUACUACAGCCUGUAUGUUGAUAGUCCAAGUCAGAUUAAACUAGUGGACAACAUUCCUUCAGCUCAUGGACAGGUUUGUCACCUUUACACUCCUCUCUCAUUGUUACCAACCUGAUAUUACGAAGUUCAAUAGCUUCGUUGUCUAGGGGUUACAAUUACUCAACAAACCAUUGAUUCGUAGAAGAGACGUCUCUUUAUUAAAUAUAAUACAACAACUCAUACAAAUCGAACACUUUAUCACUGCUAUCGUUCCACACCAUAACAACCCAAUUCAACGACGUCACUUCCUCUUACCCAAAAACGUCAUAAAAUACAAAGCAUUUGGCAACAGCUGACCAAAUACUCUCCGAACCAAACACGCAAGCACAAAACACAAACAAGUCCUUAACGCAAUGCCCGUCUAUUCUAUUCAAUCUAUCAUUCCCCUCCUAUCUAUACAUUCUCUCAUUUGCGUCUAUUCUAAAAACUCAUCAUUAUCCUAUAAUUUAUCUACUCUCUUACUGCCAUAUAAUCGAUCCACUCUAACAUUGCGCUAUAAUCAAUCCACCCGAUCAUUGCCCUAUGAACUAUCCAUUCUCAUUUCCUAAUGAUCUAUCCUUGCUGAAAUAAUGUGUUCACAUAUGUAUGUCUCAGAUCACCAACAACUAUGGCGGCUCUUGCGGUGACCUACAUUCCAACAACUACAUGAACAACUGCGGUUACAGUGCGGCCUUCAACUUACUCAACUUUAUCUACGGUAACUUGAAGGUCAGUGGGAGGUGGAGGGGGGAUUUUACAACUUACGUCAUUGACCUCAUGGUGAUAAAGGCGAUGGCAGUAUUGCAACAUUGUGUUCUUCGUUCGUCAACGUCGACAAGGACCAUUUAGUCAUCCAGUUAAAAGUGGAGGGGGGGGGGCAUAGUGAUUUCGUAGGUGGCGUGCUUGUCCGAUCCGUGCUCGGAAUAGACUCUGGCACCCUGGACAGGAAAUAGUUGCUGUAGUCGGUGAUCCAAGAUUGCUUUUUCAUGCUAGCCUGCGUGUAUCAGCUGUGGCUAUCCUUGUGGCUUCAUGACAUUGAGCCCUCUUCUUGACAGCUGAUCUCCACCUGACUCUGUCCUGGGCUGUCUGCACCAAUUUAAUAGGUUUGAUGCUGAAGGCCUUCAGUGCCGCUCUUAGUGCGUCUUUGUAAAACUUUUUUGACCUCCUUUGGAGCGCUUGCCUAGCGUGAGAUCCCAAAUGAAAAACUUUUUAAGAAGCUGGUUGUCUUCCACAUGGGCUACGUGUCCCAUCCAAUGGAGUUGAGACCGCAUCAGAUUGGUGAAGAUGCUAGGUAGGUUCGCUCCAGCUUGGACUUCCUGUCGGUCUUGCCACCUGAUGCCGAGGAGUUUCCUGAGGCAGGUUUUGUGAAAGUGAUUUAGUUUCUUGGCGUGACGCUGGUAGACUGUCCACGUUUCACAUUCGUAGAGCAAUGUCUAGAGUAUUGCUGCGCUAUAGACCUUGAUAUUCAUUUCUCGUCUGAUACCUCUCCUGUCCCAAACAGUGCUGCGUAGUCUGCCAAAUAUUGCACUAACUUUUGUGAGUCUGGCGUUCAUCAUCCAUGACGACAGAUCUGGAGAGGGUGCUGCUCAAGUAUUUAAAUGUAUCCCCUGAGUUUAGACGCUGUCCGCUGAUGAUGAUGCUGGGUUCAAUGUAGGGCUUACUUGGAGCUGGCUGAUACAUCAUUUCAUCCUUCUUUGUGUUGAUUGAGAGGCUAAAGUUGUUGCAAGCCUCAACGCUUUAUCAACGCUGUGUUGCAUUGCGGGUACAAUCGUCCGCUAAAAGAAGCUCGUUGGUGGUGUUUGACCUAGGUUUUACUUGAAGCCUCCUAAGCUUGAAAACUGAUCCAUCGGUGUGGAAUCGGAUUCAAAAGCUCGUAAUGAAGUCCUUGAAAGCAUCAGACAGCAUUGCAGCAUACCAUCACACUGAAGAGUGUGAGAGCCAGGACACAGCCCUGCUUCACACCGUUUGUGACAGGGAAUGCUUGAGAUGACUGACCAUUGUCCUGCACUCGGACCAUCGUGACAUCAUGCAGCUGACGGAUAAUGUGGUGAACUUGUCUGGACAUCAGUACUUCUUCAUGAUUUUCCACACGCCACUUCUAUUGACCCUGUCAAAAGCCUUAUUCGGGUCAAUAAAUGGGGAAUACAGGUCUGUAUUUUGUUCUUGACAUUUCUCUUGGAGCUGUCUGGCAACAAUCACCAAAUCGAUAGUUCCAUGCUCUUUGCGGAAACCGCUUUGACUUUCUAGUCGAUGACCUAGCUCUAGAUGUGCAUUCAGGCGGUUCUGGUGGACUGGGCCAAGAUCUUGCCUGCGAUGGAUAGCAGUGAUAUUCCGCGGUGAUUGUCGCAGGGCUGGCGUUUUCUUUGUGUUUGUGUAGGUGGAUAACUGAGGCGUGUUUGAGGUCAUGUGUUACAGUUUCCGUCUGCCAGAUGAUCUGGAAUAGACGCAAUAGCUUAUCCGUCAGCAUUGGUCCACCCUCUAUGUCGAUUUUGGAAGGAUUCAUGUCGGGGCCAGGACCUUUACCAUUGGACAUUUGUCAGAUGGCUGUCUGUAUCUCGACCAAAGUUGGACAGUGUCCAUUUAUUUGUUCGUUGGGACAUAAGGCAGUCUUUCAAUGAUAUCAUUAAUGAGGGAAGGCGUAUUCAGCACAUUAUCAAAUGUCCGCCAAUCUUUCUAAGAUGUUCUCCUUUUCUGUGAUGGGGGUAGAACCGUCUGCACUAAGGAGAGGGGAAGAGCCUUUGUCUGUGAUGAGUGUACAACUGUCUGCACUAAGGAGAGGGGAAGAGCCUGAGGUGGUAACGCCAUAGACUUCUCUCAGGCCACUGUAGAAGCUUUUCGUGUCUUUCUUGUCUCCAAAGCCCUGAAUCUCAUCAGCUUUCGUACUUAGCCAGGAGUCUUGCAUCUGGCGCAGCUGCAACUGGAUCCAGCUGCGGAUGCUCUUCAGAGCUGCUGUCUUCGCUGUUGACAUUAGGUCAUCAUGGAGGACCUUUUACGCCAGAAGUAUUUGCUCAAGUAGCAUUUGGAUCUCUGAGUUGUUUUCAUCAAACCAAUCCCGGUUUUUCCUGGUAGAGGACCCGAGGUCCUGUGCUAUACACUGUCUCACGAAGUGUGAUCCACGCUGUUUCCGCAUCCUGGUUGUCCAGUGUGAUGGUAUCAAGCCGUUCAUCCAGGGUUUCAACAAAGGUUUGUCUCACAACAGGGAUCUUCAGCAUACUGAUGUUGAGGCGUUUCGGAAAUUUGGUGGCCUGAGGUCGUCUAUUAGGUUGGAUGUGGAUUUUCAACUUUGAAACGAUGAGGUGGUGGUCCAUCCAGCAUUCUGCGCCGUACAUGGCCUUAUUCACCCUCACGUCCAGCUGGUCACUGUUUCUGAUGAUGACAUGAUCUAUAAGAUGUCAGUGUUUUGAACGGGGGUGCAUCGAGAAAGUCCUGUUGCGCGUAAUAGGUAGGCUGAAGAUGGUAUUUGUUAUUAGAAGGUUGUGUUCAUUAUAGGUCUGAAGUAGCAGUAGGCCUUUGCAUUUCCAACACCAUACUUCCCCAUCACUUGGAGGUGCAGUCACUGCCAACACGUGCAUUGAAAUCUCCAAGGAUUACUUUGUCAGCAGUCGUUGUGGAGGAGAUGACAGUCAGCAUUUUGUGUGGAGGAGUGACAGUUUAUCUAUGUUUUUUUCAACAGCUAAAUCGGAUCCCUGCCGACCGUGAUUAGUCGGCCAGGGUGUGAACGAGCAGGAAAUGUUUUGGGCACGUUUUCCAUCCCUUUCCUCAUGCAUGGAGGGGAGAAGUGCUGUCCUGAAUAUGGGUGCUCAGACACUCAGGUGGCUGCCGAACUCCACUUCUGCUCCGAUCAGUGAAGAGCGACCCUAUAGCCCGCGUCGCCGGUGUGCAGGCGUGUGGCUACGACCCCCAGUGCACCACACCUGUCUCUUCGUCACUUACCCGUCGCCACAGGACUGCCGAUGAUUGGUUUUGGAUGACUGGUGACUUGCGUGGAUGACUUUGUUUAAAGUGAGGAAGAGUUGCGCUGCGGUUAGGGUUAGGGUUAGGGUUAGGGUUAGGGUUAGGGACGAGACGUCACGACGUCCAGAGAUAGGUACGGAUGCAGUGGAUGACCAAGAUGUAUUACGUGCCUCAUCUUGCUCUACACACUCCACGGUGCGUUGCCGUAAUUGCCUUCAUCCCCGUUUAACCUAGAUGGUCUCCUCCGCAAGAUCCGUCAACGUCCAGGCUUCGCAUGCAGUAGGUAGGCAGUCCUAAAUCACUGAGGGUUUGAGGACCAUCAGCUACCCACACCUGGUUUACCCGGCCAAUGGAAGCCGUUGCCCAGGGUAUGGCUGCUGUUGCAUGCUAGCCGCUACGGGGAGCCACAGGUGAAAGUUGGAUGACAGGACAAUACAAAGGCGGAAGAACUGCUCCUAGGAGCACAAUGUGUUCCCCCAUCAGUGGUGCUACCUCUUCCCCCAUCAGUGGUGCUACCUCUUCCCCCAUCAGUGGUGCUACCUCUUCCCCCAUCAGUGGUGCUACCUCUUCCCCCAUCAGUGGUGCUACCUCUUCCUGUACACUUAGCUGAUGCGCUAAUAUAAGUUUUAUCUUAGAUAUCGGAUAUUUGUAACAUUCAAUUUACAGAUAGAUCUCUACUGUUCAGGCUUAAUGCUUUAAGUUCUUGUUGUUAUUAUACCACCAUCUUGUCGCAGCCGGAAGUUACCCUUUGUUUAAUGAUAAAGGAGAUUAGCCGACGCAAUGUUGUUGAAAGGAAACAUACGUAUCUUAUCCGAGGACAAACUAUCUGGACCUGGCCCAAGUCUUUGGUGUAUUUGACAUAGAUCGUGCUAUUUCCUCCAAUUAAUUUUGGUCGAAAUUUCAGAUAUCCUUCCUGUUGUGCUCUUGUUUUCUUUUAUAUUAUGACUUCUUGUUGUUGUUUUUGUUUUGUAUAGCAACAUACAAUAACAAAGUCAACCUAGGAUAAUAUCUAUAUGAGCUCCGCAAUCGGUGUGCCGCGAGACAAUGUUAAUGUGUGCCACGACACGAUAGUAGUGAUGUGCCACAAGACGAUGAUAGUGUGAACCACAAGACGAUGAUAGUGUGUGCCACAAGACGAUGAUAGUGUGAACCACAAGACGAUGAUAGUGUGUGCCACAAGACGAUGAUAGUGUGUGCCACAAGACGAUGAGAGGGUGUGCCACGACACGAUAGUAGUGAUGUGCCACAAGACGAUGAUAGUGUGUUCCACAAGACGAUGAUAGUGUGUGCCACAAGACGAUGAUAGUGUGUGCCACGACACGAUAGUAGUGAUGUGCCACAAGACGAUGAUAGUGUGUGCCACGACACGAUAGUAGUGGUGUGCCACAAGAUGAUGGUAGUGGUGUGCCACAAGAUGAUGGUAGUGGUGUGCCGCGAGGCGAUGGUAGUGAUUUUCCGCGAGAUUAUGUUAGGGGUGUGCCACGAGGCGAUGGUAGUAGUGUGCCGCGUAAAUAUGGUAAAAGAAUGGCCAUUUUAAAAAAAACAGUGACAAACUUAUUAUCAAACUGGCGAAUGUUACAUGUCGUUUGUAUUACAGAAAAUGUGCGCUUUCAAUAGGCGAGUUACAAAAUAUUCCAAAUCAACUUUAUAGGUCAUAGGUCAUAGGUCAUAACAUCAACACUAUUGCACCCAAAAGUUCUGUUAAAUUUACCAGCCAAUUUUAAGUCGCAAUGUUAAGCCAACGCAGGAAUGAGAUAGUGUGACACUGUGUGACAUAGUGUGACACUGUGUGACAUAGUGUGACACUGUGUCGCGCGCUAGUUACGUUGUUGCAUGAUAAAUUACAAGUCAGAAAAAAUCUUAUUUGGUAAACAUUUAUUAAAUGAGUUUGUAUGGAAUCAUGACCUUUUUUUUUCGAAACUUAUGACAUACAAAUGAGUAAUUGUCAUUGACGUGUUUGCAUUUACACGGAGAUUGGGAAAGGUAGGUGAGACCCGAUAAAAGAUGAUUUGUGCCAUUCGUACAACACUCGACUACAACAAUCAAAUUAAAACAUGACUGCGUUCAACAGGAAGACCUAUUGAUCAAAAUACAUUGCUGAUGAAGGACUACACAAAAAAAUGAACUAUUGUGUAGAAAUUUUAUAUUUUCUAAAUAAAGAAAAUUUAUUAAUUCUGGAAAUUUUAAAUAACCAGUGUUGACAGGCAGGUCGAAUAAAUUAUUUGACAAAGACAUAUGUGAGCUGCCACAAGUAAAUCUGUCACAAUGUUACAUUUUAAAUAUUACAUUUUAAUCUAAUCAUACCUGAACCAUACCAGCACCUCAAAGUUUAUAGCUUGGCUGUAGGUGGCUACCUGUGUGAACAUCUGAAUAAACACAUAAAAACCAGGGAUGAGAAUGUCAUAGCAUGUCUUGAUACAUCAAACGGACCCUAUUAGAAACUCACACAAGCGAUCAUUAGAAAGUAGAAUUGGUUGGUUUUUGUUGGACAUCCCAUAUAUUGCUCCAAAAGAAACUUAACCAACAUUUCUUAAACAUUUCAUAAAUAUCAGUGAAAAUGGAUCCCACUCAGCUUUGGAACAACAUCGCCAAAUCUUCACAAAGCAAAUGUCCCAUCAGUUGUUGUGGAAUUCACGUUUGCCACAGCUCGAUUUAAUUUUCUCCGUGUUUCAGUCAAAGAAUUAUUUCCUAGCAUUUCAAAAAGAACCAUGACGAUUCUUCCACUCUUCGAAAUUGUUCUAAUAAUAUUUGAUAUGCAGUUCAAUAUUGAAGCCGAUGAAAAAAAAAUACGUAUGUUUUUACUUGGUGUGUGCUGGGGACCUCUGGGAAGGGCCCAUGUAUGUCUUGGGCGAAAAAAGAUUGAGGAGCACUGAUAUAUAUAUAAUAACCAAUCAUCAACAGAAACUAAAAAAACGUAAAUAUUUUAUUUAAAUAUCUGGCGUAGUUCACGGCAUACUUGUGUAAUUUAAUUAAUAUAUUUGUGCGUCUUUUCUUUCAACAAAAUGUUGUAUCUCUGCGACUGUUGUUAAGAUUUUUUACAAAUAUUUUUGUUUUGUUUUCAUUUUAGGAACCAAGCGCCACCUACAUAGCAACAGGGGAAGUAAGUAUUACAGAAAUCAUCAACUCUUCAUUAAUGAUAGAUUAGUCGGAGACUUCAUCAACUUAAAACUAUUUUUGUCGUUGGCAUCUUUGGCCCAAUUUAAAUCCAAAUGUAUUCUUACUUGUGAAAUACACGGUAGCAUUUCAAGGACAGGCAGGCAGGCUUUAAUAUAGUUGGUUUUUGUUUUUUUGUUUUGUUUUUUGCUGGCAUCCGUGUGACGAUGUGACGAUGGAGUGGGCUUCGGAGGACGAAAUCCACAUGGGAGUAUUCUUCAAGGAUUAUAAGCUGGUUCCCAACAGCAAAUCGCCUCUCUCCAGGCCGCUGGAUAGCCCAAGGGAACAUCAUUGGAUGAUACAGCUUGGCAACAGUGACGUCGCAGGAGUUGUUGGAAUGUUUCAUUGUAUCAAUGUUAUCCGCCUUUCGGGUCUCCAUUUCCGGGUUUGAUUUCAGGGUUUCCUUCUCUUUGAUGAGUUGCCGUCCAAGGCUAACGAAUCCCAUCCACCCGGGAUGCUGGUGGUGUUUUUGCUUGACUGAGCUCUGGCUGGAAUUGAACUCCAGACCACCAACUUGAGAUUUGCUCAGUUUAGUCCACUUGGCCACCCAGCACACUUCAAUAUAGUAGAGCGCCGAUUAUCCGAACUCAUUGGGUGCAGUGAUGUUUCAGAAAACCUAUUUUUUGGAUAAGCUAACACUCCAACGGCCACGUAAAGUAAACAAGCUGAUGAAUGAAUGAUUGAUUGAUUGAUUACUAUUCUAACACGCUCACAGCGCUCUGAUGUCAUGAACUCUUAGUUCUUAAAUGAUAUUUUAUCAUUUUUAAAUUCUCUCAAAGACUGAGGCAAACUGUUCCAUAACUUAAGCGUUAUUGCUUUAAGAGAGCGCAAUCCGAAGGACUUCUUUUUGUGUCCAUCCACUCAUAAUACCCAUUAAAUAAUAGGUGUUUGGUUCGACAGUGUAAUAUGUAGUUUAUAUCAACCGUGGUUCUGGGUCAGCUGAUUAAAGUCUGAAAUAUGCAAUACAUAUCUAGCUUUUAUCUGAAUGUGCGUCAGGGGUCGCAGUGGUCAGUAUGGGGUCGUAGGGGUUAUUUGUACCCCCAAUGUUCCCUUUCAUUGGUGCGAAUUGCUCGCAAUAAUAUAGAUUUUAAGAGACAUAUGUAGUUCGGAUAUCAGAAUGUUGUAGUUCGGAUAUACGAGGUGGUGCGAGUUCACGGAGUGCAAAAAAAAAAACAACGGAGUCAUUGACUUAAAGUCAUGCCAUGAAUCUGGAGUCACACGUUUAUUGCCAAUACUCUACAGUCUAUCUGGAGUCACACGUUUAUUGCCAAUACUCUACAGUCUAUCUGGAGUCACACGUUUAUUGUCAAUAUUCUGCAGUCUAUCUGGAGUCACACGUUUAUUUUCAAUAUUCUGCAGUCUAUCUGGAGUCACACGUUUAUUGCCAAUACUUUACAGUCUAUCUGGAGUCACACGUUUAUUGCCAAUACUCUACAGUCUAUCUGGAGUCACACGUUUAUUGCUAAUACUCUACAGUCUAUCUGGAGUCACACGUUUAUUGCCAAUACUCUACAGUCUAUCUGGAGUCACACGUUUAUUGCCAAUACUCUACAGUCUAUCUGGAGUCACACGUUUAUUGCCAAUACUCUACAGUCUAUCUGGAGUCACACGUUUAUUGCCAAUACUCUACAGUCUAUCUGGAGUCACACGUUUAUUGCCAAUUCUCUACAGUCUAUCUGGAGUCACACGUUUAUUGCCAAUAUUCUACAGUCAACGGUUCGCUUUGAAAUUCUAUUAAAAGAAAAAUAGAAGUCCAUGUUUCAUCCAAUAUUUGAUUUCAUUUUUGUUUCCAUUGUAUAAUACGGUAGUACUGCUAGAGAGACGUGACACUUCGUCAAAUCAUUUCUCAAGGUGGAGAACAAAAGAAGUUGGGGAACCUAAGAAGUUGGGGAACCUAAGAAGUUGGGGAACCUAAGAAGUUGGGGAACCUAAGAAGUUGGGGAACCUAAGAAGUUGGGGAACCUAAGAAGUUGGGGAACCUAAGAAGUUGGGGAACCUAAGAAGUUGGGUAAACCUAAGAUGGUGGGGAAACCUAAGAGGUUGGGGAAACCUAAGAGUUUGAGUAAACCUAAGAGGUUGGGAAAACCUAAGAGUUUGGGUAAACCUAAGAGGUUGGGGAAAUCUAAGAGUUUGGGUAAACCUAAGAGGUUGGAGAAACCUAAGAGGUUGGGUAAACUGAGAGGUAGGUUAAACCUGCACGAGCAAUACAAAAAGUUGAUGACUUUUAUAUCGGAGUAACUCAGCUCAUCGAUAUGCAAGAGAUGGGGUCGACUCCAAGGGACGGGGUCAGCUACAAGAGCCGGGAUGAGUUCUAAGAGCCAGGAUCAGUUACAAGAGACGGGGUCGGCAACAAGAGACGGGAUCAGUUACAAGAGACGGGGUCGGCAACAAGAGACCGGUUCAGCUACAAGAGACGGGAUCAGUUAAAAGGGAAGGGGUCAGCUACAAGAGACGGGAUCAGUUACAAGGGAAGGGGUCGGUUACAAGAGCCGGGAUCAGUUACAAGGGAAGGGGUCAGUUACAAGAGACGGGGUCGCAACAAGAGACGGGAUCAGUUACAAGGGAAGGGGUCAGCUACAAGAGACGGGAUCAGUUACAAGGAAAGGGGUCAGUUACAAGAGCCGGGAUCAGUUCUAAGAGCCGGGAUCAGUUACAAGGGAAGGGGUCAGUUACAAGAGCCGGGAUCAGUUACAAGGGAAGGGGUCAGCUACAAGAGCCGGGAUCAGUUACAAGGGAAGGGGUCAGCAACAAGAGACGGGGUCAGUUACAAGGGAAGGGGGUCAGCUACAAGAGCCGGGAUCAGUUACAAGGUAAGGGGUCAGUUACAAGAGACGGGGUCGGCAACAAGAGACGGGGUUAACUAUCAUAGCCGGGAUCAGCUACAAUAGCCGGGAUCAGUUACAAGAGACGGGAUCAGUUACAAAAGACGGGGUCAGCAGAUGCAUUAUUAAAUGAAAUAUUGAUUCUUUUUUCAGUUACUCCAAUUCGACCAAAGUGCUUACACGUCUUACCUGGGACACAUGGACAACAUAGCUUACGUCUAUGUCCCCACUGGCUGUAAGGACAAAACUAAAGGUAAGUUAACCUGGAUUACCAAACUAAAGAAAUCUAAAUACCAAUUGGCUGUAAAGACAAGACUAGUUAUCUAAUGUUUCACAAAUAGCAUUAAAAUUUUUAUUAAAAUGGGAUGCUAAGAUCUGACUUACAAACUAAGAUCUGACUUACAAACUAAGAUCUGAUUUACAGACUAAGAUUUCACUUACGAACUAAAAUCUGACUUACUAAGAUCUGACUUACAAACUAAUAUCUGACUUGCAAAGUCCUGACUUUCUAACUAAAAUUUGACUUACAAACUAAGCUCUGACUUACAAACGAAGAUCUGACUUAAAAACUAAGAUCUCACUUACAAACUAAGAUCUCACUUACAAACUAAGAUCAGAACUACACACUAUUCAUUAUUUCCAUGCCAAUUGAUCUAAUCAACAGCUUGCAGACUGCACAUCGCCUUCCAUGGAUGUCAAAUGGGCAGGUAAACAUCUGUCUCAUCUUUUGAAUACUAGCUUUGAGCAUAAAAGAUUGCGUCAUAUUUCUUUGGGGGGUAAACCAAAUAAAAAAAUGGGUGCACCAGAUUUUUUUAAACAAUGUCCUAGAUGAGCAAAACAAGAGCUCAUAUCAAAACAAAGUCAGAGCACCACAAUAGCUGUCAUUAAAACAAAGUCAGAGCACCACAAUAGCUGUCAUUAAAACAAAUUCAGAGCACCACAAUAGCUGUCAUUAAAACAAAGUCAGAGCACCACAAUAGCUGUCAUUAAAACAAAGUCAGAGCACCACAAUAGCUGUCAUUAAAACAAAGUCAGAGCACCACAAUAGCUGUCAUUAAAACAAAGUCAGAGCACCACAAUAGCUGUCAUUAAAACAAAGUCAGAGCACCACAAUAGCUGUCAUUAAAACAAAGUCAGAGCACCACAAUAGCUGUCAUUAAAACAAAGUCAGAGCACCACAAUAGCUGUCAUUAAAACAAAGUCAGAGCACCACAAUAGCUGUCAUUAAAACAAAGUCAGAGCACCACAAUAGCUGUCAUUAAAACAAAGUCAGAGCACCACAAUAGCUGUCAUUAAAACAAAGUCAGAGCACCACAAUAGCUGUCAUUAAAACAAAGUCAGAGCACCACAAUAGCUGUCAUUAAAACAAAGUCAGAGCACCACAAUAGCUGUCAUUAAAACAAAGUCAGAGCACCACAAUAGCUGUCAUUAAAACAAAGUCAGAGCACCACAAUAGCUGUCAUUAAAACAAAGUCAGAGCACCACAAUAGCUGUCAUUAAAACAAAGUCAGAGCACCACAAUAGCUGUCAUUAAAACAAAGUCAGAGCACCACAAUAGCUGUCAUUAAAACAAAGUCAGAGCACCACAAUAGCUGUCAUUAAAACAAAGUCAGAGCACCACAAUAGCUGUCAUUAAAACAAAGUCAGAGCACCACAAUAGCUGUCAUUAAAACAAAGUCAGAGCACCACAAUAGCUGUCAUUAAAACAAAGUCAGAGCACCACAAUAGCUGUCAUUAAAACAAAGUCAGAGCACCACAAUAGCUGUCAUUAAAACAAAGUCAGAGCACCACAAUAGCUGUCAUUAAAACAAAGUCAGAGCACCACAAUAGCUGUCAUUAAAACAAAGUCAGAGCACCACAAUAGCUGUCAUUAAAACAAAGUCAGAGCACCACAAUAGCUGUCAUUAAAACAAAGUCAGAGCACCACAAUAGCUGUCAUUAAAACAAAGUCAGAGCACCACAAUAGCUGUCAUUAAAACAAAGUCAGAGCACCACAAUAGCUGUCAUUAAAACAAAGUCAGAGCACCACAAUAGCUGUCAUUUAAACAAAGUCAGAGCACCACAAUAGCUGUCAUUAAAACAAAUUCAGAGCACCACAAUAGCUGUCAUUUAAACAAAGUCAGAGCACCACAAUAGCUCUCAUCAAAACGAAGUGUCAAAGUGACUUUUUACAGUCAAACUACUUUAGUUUUCAUUUCGUUUUCUUCAUCAUUGCUUUGAUGACGUGUUGCCUGGUCAUCUUGUUUUGUAGAGAGCGCAUUGGUGACGUUUACGUGAAACACUCAGGCUACAACGAGGUUGGAGAGCUCAAUGACAUCAUCAUUUUGUACCCACAAGUCUUGGUGUCGUCACUGAAUCCUAUGGGAUGCUGGGAUUGGUUCGGUUAUACCGGUAUUUACUACGGUAAGUUUGGGUUGGUUCGUAUGUGAAUGUGGCAUAGACACAAGAUAGACUUCAAGGCAUAAAUGUGGCAUAGACACAUUAUAGACUUCAAGAUAUAAAUGUGGCAUUGUCUCAGUAUAGACUUUAAGAUAUACAUGUGGCGUAGUCUCAAUAUAGCCUUUAAGAUUUAAAUGUGGCAUAGUCUCAGUAUAGAUUUCAAACUAUAAAUGUGGGAUAGACACAAUAUAGACUUCAAGAUAUAAAUGUGGCAUUGUCUCAGUAUAGACUUUAAGAUAUUAAUGUGACAUAGGCUCAAUAUAUACUUUAAGGUAUAAAUUUGGCGUAGUCUCAAUAUAGACUUUAAGAUGUGGCAUAGUUUCAGUAUUGAUUUCAAACUAUAAAUGGGGCAUAGUCUCAAUAUAGAAUUCAAGAUAAAAUGUGGCAUAGGCUCAAUAUAGAUUUUAAGGUAUAAAUGUGACAUAGUUUCAAUAUAGACUUUAAGAUAUAAAUGUGGCAUAGUCUCGGUAUAGAUUUCAAAUAUAAAUAGGGCAUAGUCUCAAUAUAGACUUUAAGAUAUAAGUGUGGCAUAAUCUCAAAAUAGACUUUAAGAUAUAAAUGUGGUAUAGUCUCUAUAUAGACUUCAAGAUAUAAGUGUGGCAUAGUCUCAGUAUAAACUUAAAGAUUUAAAUGUGAAAAAGUCUUUACAAGGGAGUGUAAUCCUUUGGAUUAUGUUGUAUCCCUAUUUUACAACUUUUUAAGAAACUCUAUAAACAACAUUUCACCUUACGAGAUGUCAAGAGAACGUCAUAAAAGAACAGAAAAGAACUUCGAACAUUCUAGAACGAUGACUCAUUUCAUUAAAUAGCGCAAACUGCCGUGGUCACGUGAUGGGCGUGCUGUCUACAAUUUUAAUGAAUGGAAACUGCCAUGGGAAUGUGAUUGACAUGUUAUCUGUCACAUUGAUGAACAAAGACAACUGCGAAUAGUGUAUGGAGUGUUUUUAUUGUACGCUAACCUCCUUUAAAGUUGGCAGAUACGUUCUUCCGACUUGAUGUCAUCAGGGUCGGCGCCAUGUUUGUGGCUCGAGGCACAGACGGCAUCGACACGUGGUCUUUAAGUCUCUUCGGGGAACCAAAAGGAAAUUGUUUUUAUUUUAUUGUUAAACAUUUUUUUUUUUUUUGAAAUCUUGAACUAAAAUAUUUUCUCUCUUUUAUAUUUUUCAUCCAACAUUUAAUUUGUUUGUGUUAUUCCUUUUCAGCAUUCCAUUCUGGGCCACAGAUGAGAGCUGUUCAUGACAUGAUGCAUCACAUUUCCGGUUAAGUCUUGUGUUCUAAUUAAAUGAGAUCUUUACACUACAUGGCAGACAUUUACACAACACAUAUAUGGAUAUGACAUUUUUCAGUUUUUCUUGAUAAAGAGGUCUUCGGUAGAAUCUGUCAAAAGUAUUUACAAUUCCCGAUUUUUAAAAAAAACACCUUGUCUCCUCACAACACCUUGAACUUGGUCAAUUCUGUGUGUUCAUCGUGUCAGUCAUGAUACUGGUGUUUAAUUCGGGUGUUAACCAAGAAUAUAAGUAAUACAAAAAUAAUUUAUCAUUUAAAUAUUUAUUAAAACAUUAUUGACAUACUAUAGUUGAUAACAAGCUAUUAUAAUUUUGCUGACACCACUGUGCUGUCUCCGCAUUGUGUCCGUU
Messenger RNA from Lymnaea stagnalis (great pond snail), 19008 nucleotides. The record is from the annotation of a GenBank genome assembly. NCBI's taxonomy places the organism in Eukaryota, Metazoa, Mollusca, Gastropoda, Lymnaeidae.